UCGAAAAGAAACUUUGGCAGCGUGAGGACGCCCGUUUGCAUGUGCGUGGCCCCCGUUAAGCAACAACAACAUCGAGUGGCAAUGUGCAAAAAUAAAAAAUCUAUAUAUAUUUUAAAUUGAAUAUAGAAAUCCGAAAACCCACACUCGCAACCACACACAUACGAGCGCUGGGCGAAGAGAGCGCGAGCGGAAAUACUUAAAAAGCUAAAAAGCAAAAAGUGAAAGUAAAAAAGUGGCCGUAUCGGUGUGAGCGGCAUCUAGAAAGUGUGGCCAAAAAGUGACAUCACACUCCGGGCAGCAGAAAAACAGCAGCAGGAGCAGGAACAUACGAGAACUACGAAUCGAAAUUGAAAUUGAAAUCGAAAUCGAAAUCGAGCGGUAUUCGCACGCGUCGUCGCUCAAGGUGAAACCGCGCCACCCCCCCUUGAAAAUCCCCCCCAACACCUCCCCCCUCCUGCACCCGCAGCCCGCGUCCAAAAAUUAAUCUCAACAACUGGCACGACAAGUAGUCGCCGACGAAAAGUCACAGUCGAGUAUCAACAAAAGGAAAUAAAUUAAAAAAAAUUGUCGCUACGCAGCGCGAGACGACGGAUUCGAUUAGGUUAGGGUAACGGAUUUUGGUUUUGCCCAGCAAAAACAGCCAUGAAGCCCACUGUGAUGGCGGCCAAUCAGGCGCCAAGCAAUCCUGCCGCCGGCGGCAAUGGAACGCCCGCAGGACCAGGAGUCAAUAUACCCGUCAAUCGGGAGUAUGUGAGUGGUGGCUAUGGAUCGCCACAGCAGAAUCCACAGUUCCACAGCCCACAAAACGCUUACGGAUCGCCCAGGCAGCAGCAGCAGCAGCAGCCGCACUUCCAGCAGCCGCACCACCAGCAGGUUCCCCCAAAUCAGCAGCAGCAACAUUUUCAGCCGACCUUUGGAUUUGAACCCAACAUGGACAUGGACAACAUGUUCCCGCGCUCGCACCUGGGCAGGAUGCACGAUCCCUUCGCCGGCUUCGGCGACUCACGUAAGCGGAGCAGUUUGCACGGUCCCAGUGCCCAAGCCACCAAUGCUGACGAUGACUUUUCAUCCUAUUUCGACGACGCAGACUUUGGAUUCCCCCGCUUCUCGACGAUGGGACGGCGAGGACGGGCCAACAACCACAUGGAUCACGAUGAUGACUUCUUCAACCGGCUGCCCUCGGAGUUCCGCCAGUAUAUCCCAGAUGGUUUCGGCGCCAGACGUGGACAGGGAGUGGCUCCUGCAGCAGGACAAGUUCCCCAGCAGCAGCAGCAGCAGCAUCCACAGCAGCAUCCCCAACAGCACUACCAGUACGCUGUGCCGCCCCAGCAACAGCAGGUCUACGUGGGAUCUCCCCAGCAGCAGCAGGUGCCGCAGUCGCCCUCGAAGCGUCUCUGUGAUGCAGCCAUCCAGACGGAGGAUCCCGCUGGCCGCUCGGAGGUGGACUGCGCCCCACCGGCCAACUUGAGCCAGCACGGACUGCGAAAUACCGUGGACAUGGGCGUGAAGAGUGCCGCCGAGCAGGAUCAGGGAUUGCGCUCCCACUCCGCCCCGCCGCCAGAGCAGCAGCAGCAGAAUCUGCUCUACCAACAGCAACAACAGUCGGGAGCUCCCCACCAGCAAUUUGGCACCCAGACCAGUCCGCCCGUCCAGCAGGGUCAGCAGUUCAAGACCUACUAUGCGCCCCACCAGCAGACACAUCCCCAGCAGAAGCAGCCAACGCCUCCACCGCCGACAGCAGCAGCUCCACAGACCCCCGGUGGCACCUACAUACGCACCAUACCCAUCUUCGUGGAGGGUCGCACCGAGCCCAUCAUCAAUGCCCACAAGGAGAUUCCCAACCAGAAUGCUCCUCCAAAUUUUGCACCACAGCAACAGCAACAACAGCAGAGACCUGCGCCCCUGAACACGCAGCAGGCACAGCAGCAGGAGGCACCUAUUGAGGGAGGAGGAGCCGCAGCUGGUCUGCCACCACAGACGCCACACACCCUCAAUUCGAUCAACAAGAUCCAGGACAUACAGCGCGAUGUGCUGGAGCUGAUGGGCAAGGUGGAGCAGUUCAAGGGAACGCGCCAGGAGAAGGAGUACGCCUACCUGGACGAGAUGCUGACCCGCAAUCUGCUCAAGCUGGACACGAUUGAUACGAACGGCAAGGACAGCAUUCGCCUGGCCCGCAAGGAGGCCAUCAAAUGCAUUCAGGCUUCUAUAAAUGUCCUAGAGGCCAAGGCCGAGGAGAAUGCCAGGGCGGCGUCAGGAGCAGCACCUCCAGCUGAAGAAACGGCUGCAGUGGCUGAACCAGAGGUCACGGAGCCAGUGACUCCACAGCCACAGGAUGCUACGAAAAUUCAGGAACCCAUCCCUCUGCCGCCGCCACCAAAUGCUGCUCCUGGUGAAAAAUCUGAAGGAGCUGCUCCCGAAGCCACCGUGGUGGAACCUUCGUUAGCUCCUGGUGAGACGUCAACCACCACGUCGUCGGAAUGA
This is a messenger RNA of Drosophila takahashii, 2481 nucleotides long. RefSeq names its product BAG domain-containing protein starvin (gene stv). The record is from RefSeq and is a predicted model, not a curated record. Gene Ontology annotation, molecular function: protein-folding chaperone binding; adenyl-nucleotide exchange factor activity. Gene Ontology annotation, cellular component: nucleus; cytosol; membrane. NCBI's taxonomy places the organism in Eukaryota, Metazoa, Arthropoda, Insecta, Diptera, Drosophilidae. Gene Ontology annotation, biological process: protein stabilization.